AUGUCCUGUCGGUUACGACUUCCGAAUACACCGACAGCACCUGUGGAAAGGGGUAAAACCGACCCCUCCCCCCCCAAUGAGGUCGUAUCAUUUUAUGUCCUAGAAACCACCCGUUGCUUUCCUCUGUUCCUCUUUCCUCUAUCUGACCCUGUAUCAUUUUAUGUCCUAGAAACCACCCGUUGCUUUCCUCUGUUACUCUUGCCCUCUCUCUGUCCCGUAUCAUUUUAUGUCCUAGAAACCACCCGUUACUUUCCUCUGUUCCUCUUGCCCUCUCUCUGUCCCGUAGGUAUCAUUUUAUGUCCUAGAAACCACCCGUUGCUUUCCUCUGUUCUUCUUGCCCUCUCUCUGUCCCGUAUCAUUUUAUGUCCUAGAAACCACCGUUGCAUUCCUCUUGUCCUCUUGCCCUCUAUAUGUCCCGUAGGUAACAUUUUAUGUCCUAGAAAUCACCCAUUGCUUUCCUCUGUUCCUCUUGCCCUCUCUCUGUCCCGUAGAAACCAGCCGUUGCUUUCCCUCUGUUCCUAUCUUGCCUCUAUCUGUCCUAGUAGAAACCCCCGUUGCUUUCCCUGGUAUCCUUCAUGUCCUAGAAACCACCUGUUAUCUGUUCCCUCUAUCUGUCCUAAACCACCCGUUGCUUUCCUCUGUUCUCUUGCACCCUAUCUGUCCUGUAGGUAUCAUUUUUAUGUCCUAGAAAUCACCCAUUGCUUUCCUCUGUUCCUCUUGCCCUCUCUCUGUCCCGUAACAUUUUAUGUCCUAGAAAUCACCCAUUGCUUUCCUCUGUUCCUCUUGCCCUCUCUCUGUCCCGUAGGUAUCAUUUUAUGUCCUAGAAACCAGCCGUUGCUUUCCUCUGUUGCUCUUGCCCUCUCUCUGUCCCGUAUCAUUUUAUGUCCUAGAAACCACCCGUUGCUUUCCUCUGUUACUCUUGCCCUCUCUCUGUCCCGUAGGUAUCAUUUUAUGUCCGGGAGAAAUCACCCAUUGCUUUCCUCUGUUCCUCUUGUUUCUCUCUGUCCUGUAGAAACCACCCGUUCCUUUCCUCUGUUCCUCUUGCCCUCUCUCUGUCCCGUAGGUAUCAUUUUAUGUCCUAGAAACCACCUGUUGCUUUCUCUCUGUUCUUCUUGCCUCUCUCUGUCCUGUAGAAACCACCUGUUGCUUUCCUCUGUUCAUCUUGUUCUCUAUCUGUCCCGUAGGUAUCAUUUAUGUCCUAGAAGGCAAUCGUUAAUUUCCUCUGUUGCUCUUGCCCUCUAUCUGUCCCUAGGUAUCAUUUUAUGUCCUAGAAAUCACCCAUUGCUUUCCUCUGUUCCUCUUGCCCUCUCUCUGUCCCGUAUCAUUUUAUGUCCUAGAAAUCACCCAUUGCUUUCCUCUGUUCCUCUUGCCCUCUCUCUGUCCCGUAGGUAUCAUUUAUGUCCUAGAAAAACCACCUGUUGCUUUCCUCUGUUCCUCUUGCCUCUAUCUGUCCCAGUAGGUAUCAUUUUAUGUCCUAGAAGGCAAUCGUUAAUUUCCUCUGUUGUUGCUCUUGCCCUCUAUCUGUCCCAAACCACCUGUUGCUUUCCUCUGUUCAUCUUGCCUCUCUCUCUGUCCUGUAGGUAUCAUUUUAUGUCCAGAAACCACCUGUUGCUUUCUCUGUUCAUCUUGAACUCUAUCUGUCCCUGUAGGUGCCUAUUUUUAUGUCCCAGAAACCACCUGUUGCUUUCUCUGUUCCUCUUUCCCUCUAUCUGUCUAAAACCAGGUAUCAUUUUAUGUUCUAGAAACCACUGUCCAUUAGGUUUCCUCUGUUCCACUUGCCCUCUCUCUCUAUGUCCUGUAGGUAUCAUUUUAUGUCCUAGAAAACCAGCGUUCAUUUUAUUUUCCUCUGUUGCUCUUGCCUCUCUCUGUCCUGUAGUAUCAUUUUAUGUCCUCGAAACUACCCGUCGCUUUCCUCUGUUCCUCUUGCCCUCUCUCUGUCUCGUAGGUAUCAUUUUAUGUCCUAGAAACCACCCGUUGCUUUCCUCUAUUCCUCUUGCCCUCUCUCUGUCCCGUAGGUAUCAUUUUAUGUCCCUAGAAACCACCGUUGAUUUCCUCUGUUUAUCUUCUGUCCUCUCUCUGUACCGUAGAAAACCACCGUUGCUUCUCCUGUUCCACUCCUCCUAUCUGUCCCAGGUAUCAUUUUAUGUCCUAGAAACCACCUGUUGCUUUCUCCUCUGCCCUCUGCACCUCUACAUGUCCUGUAGAAACCACCGUUGCUUUCCUCUGUUCCUCUUGCCUCUAUCUGUCUGUAGGUAUCAUUUUUAUGUCCUAGAAACCACCCAUUGCUUUCUCUGUUCCUCUUGCCCUCUAUCUGUCCCUGUAGGUAUCAUUUUAUGUCCUAGAAACCAGCCAUUGCUUUCUCCUGUUCCUCUUGCCCUCUUUCUGUCCCGUAGGUAUCAUUUUAUGUCCCAGAAACCACCGUUGCUUUCCUCUAUUUCUCUUGCCCUAUCUGUCCCUAAGCCAACUGUUCUUUCCUCCUCCGUUGCUCUUGCCCUAUCUAUCUGUCCAGUAGGUAUCAUUUUAUGUCCUAGAAACCACCGUUCCUUUCCUCUGUUCCUCUUGCCCUGUCCUGUCAUGGUAUCAUUUUAUGUCCUAAAACCACCCUGUUUUUCAUCUAUUCCUCUUCUCCUCUCUGUCCUGUAUCAUUUAUGUCCUAGAAACCACCCUUUGCUUUCCUCUGUUCCUCUUUACCCCUCUAUCUGUCCCGUAUCAUUUUUAUGUCCUAGAAACCACCUUUGCUUCCUCUGUUCCUCUUGCCCUAUCUGUCCAGUAGGUAUCAUUUUAUGUCCUAGAAAUCACCCAUUCCUUUCCUCUAUUCCUCUUGCCCUCUCUCUCUGUCCCGUAGGUAUCAUUUAUGUCCUAGAAAUCACCCAUUACUUUUCCUCUAUUCCUCUUGCCCUCUCUCUGUCCCGUAGGUAUCAUUUUAUGUCCCAGAAACCACCUGUUGCUUUCCUCUGUUCCUUGCCCUCUCCCCUGUCCGUAGGAAAAAACCUGUUGCUUUCUCUGUUCUCUUGCCCUCUAUCUGUCCCGUAUCAUUUUUAUGUCCUGAAACCACCUUUGCUUUCCUCUUUCCUCUUGCCUCUAUAUGUCCCUGUAGGUAUCAUUUUAUGUCCUAGAAAUCACCCAUUGCUUCCCUCUGUUCCUCUUGCCCCUCUCUGUCCUGUAGGUAUCAUUUUAUGUCUAGAAACCACCCGUUGCUUUCCUCUAUUCCUUUGCCCCCUCUAUCUGUCCUUGCAGAAACCACCCGUUGCUUUUCCUCUGUUCUCUUCCCCCUCUAUCUGUCCCAUAGGCCUCAUUUUAUGUCCUAGAAGGCACCCGUUCUUUCCUCUGUUCCUCGCCUCUCUCUCUGUCAGUAUUAUCAUUCUGUUCCUAGAAACCAACCGUUGCUUUUCCUCUGUUUGCCCCUCUAUCUGUCCUGUAGGUAUCAUUUUAUGUCCUAGAAACCACCCCGUUACUUUUCCUCUGUUGCUCUUGCCCUCCUAUCUGUCCGUAGGUAUCAUUUUAUGUCCUAGAAACCACCCGUUGCUUUCCUCUGUUCCUCCCCCUCUAUCUGUCCCAAAUCACCCAUUGCUUUCCUCUGUUCCUCUUGCCCUCUCUCUGUCCCGUAGGUAUCAUUUUGUCCUAGAAACCACCGUUCUUUCCUCUUUUCCUCUUGCCCCUCUAUCAUGUCCUGUAGGUAUCAUUUUAUGUCCUAGAAAACCUGUUGCUUUCCUCUAUUCCUCUGUGCCCUCUCUCUGUCUGUCCGUAGGUAUCAUUUUAUGUCCUAGAAACCACCUGUUGCUUUCCUCUGUUUAUCUUGAACUCUCUCUGUCCAAAACCACCGUUGAUUUCCUCCGUUCCCUCUUGCCUCUCUGUCCAUGUAGGUAUCAUUUUAUGUACAAAACCAAACCGUUUUGCUUUCCUCUGUUCCUCUUGCCUCUCUAUAUGUCCCGUAGAAACCACCCAUUGCUUUCCUCUGUUCCUCUUGCCCCUCUAUCUGUCCCUAAACCACCCGUUGCUUUCCUCUGUUCAUCUGCCCUCUCUAUCUGUCCUGUAGAAACCCCUGCCUUUUCUCUGUUCCUCUUGCCCUCUCUCUCUCCAGUAGGUAUCAUUUUAUGUCCUAGAAACCACCCGUUGCUUUCCUCUAUUCCUCUUGCCCUCUCUCUGUCCCAAACCACCCGUUUGCUUUCCUCUCUGUUUCUCUUUGCCCUCUAUCUGUCCUGUAGGUAUCAUUUUAUGUCAGAAACAACCCACGUUCCUUUCCUCUGUUCCCCUUGCCCUCUGUCCCGUAUCAUUUUAUGUCCUAGAAACCACCCAUUUGCUUUCCCUGUUCAUCCUGCCCUCAUCUGUCCCGUAGGUAUCAUUUUAUGUCCUAAACCACCGUUGCUUUCCUGUUGCCCUUUGCCCUCUCUCUGUCCCGUAGUAUCAUUUAUGUUCGAACCACCCUGUUGCUUUCCUCUGUUCCACUUGCCUCUCUCUCUGUGCCGUAUCAUUUUAUGUCCUAGAAACUACCCGUUGCUUUCCUCUAUUCCUCUUGCACUCUCUCUGUCCCGUAUCAUUUUAUGUCCUAGAAACCACCUGUUGCUUUCCUCUAUUCCUCUUGCCCUCUCUCUGUCCCGUAGAAACCAGCCGUUGCUUUCCUCUGUUCCUUUGCCUCUAUUUGUCUCUGUUCCUCUUGACUUUUCCCUGUUAUUUGUCCUCUGUCCCGUAGGUAUCAUUUCAUGUCCUAGAAACCACCUGUUCUUUUCCUCUGUUCCUCUUGCCCUCUCUCUGUCCCAAACCACCAUUUGCUUUCCUCUGUUCCUCUCUGUUCCUCUUGCCCUCUGUCCAGUAGGUAUCAUUUUAUGUCCUAGAAACCACCCGUUGCUUUCCUCUGUUCCUCUUGCCUCUAUCUGUCCCGUAUCAUUUUAUGUCCUAGAAACCACCCCGUUGCUUCCUCUCUCUUCCCCCUCUUGUCUCUAUCUGUCCUGUAGAAACCACCUGUUGCUUUCUCUGUUCCUCUUGCCCUCUCUCUGUCCAGUAGAAACCACCUGUUGCUUUCCUCUGUUCCUCUUGCCCUCUCUGUCCAGUAGGUAUCAUUUUUGUCCUAGAAACCACCUGUUGCUUUCCUCUGUUCCUCUUGCCUCUAUCUGUAGGAAAAACUACCUGUUGCUUUCAUCUAUUCCUCUUGUCCCUCCUCUCUGUCCUGUAGUUAUGUGUCCUAGGUAUCAUUCUUUUGUCCCCAAAAACCACCUGUUGCUUUCCUCUGUUGCUCUUGCCUCUAUCUGUCCCUGUAGGAAAUUUUUAUGUUCUAGAAAACCACCCGUUUCCAUUUUCCUCUGUUCCUCUUUUUCUCUUAUCUGUCCUGUAUCAUUUUAUGUCCUAGAAACCACCUGUUGCUUUCUUCCCCUCUAUUCCUCUGCCCUUCUAUCUGUAACAGGUAGCAUCAUUUUAUGUCCUAAAAGAAACAAAUCCCCGUUGAACUUUCCCUCUGUUCCUCCUGAAACCACCUCUCUCUGUCCCGUAGGUAUCUUCAUUUUAUGUCCCAGAAACCACCGUUGCUUUCCUUCUAUUCCUCUUGCCCUCUCUCUGUCCUGUAGAAACCACCUUGUUGCUUUCCUCUCUUCCCUUCUUGCCUCUCUGUCCCGUAGGUAUCAUUUUUAUGUCCUAAAAACCAGCUGUUGCUUUCCCUCUGUUCCUCUUGCCCUCUCUCUGUCCUGUAGGUAUCAUUUUAUGUCUAGAAACCAGCUGUUGCUUUCCUCUGUUCCUCUUGCCUCUAUCUGUCCUUGUAGGUAUUAUUUUUAUGUCAUAGAAACCUCUUCCUGUUGCUUUCCUCUCUUCCUCUUUUCUCCUGCCCUUUUGUCUAAAUCUAGUUAUUUUCCCCUCUUGUUCCUAAAAAACUUCAAAUCUGUUUCCUUUUAUCUUCCCUUCUUAUUCCUUAAAAUACCCCUUCAUCCCUUUCAUUUAACGGUUAUCUUUUCUUCCUUUCUUUCCCUUCAAACCUAA
This is a messenger RNA of Acanthosepion pharaonis, 5964 nucleotides long. The record is from the annotation of a GenBank genome assembly. NCBI's taxonomy places the organism in Eukaryota, Metazoa, Mollusca, Cephalopoda, Sepiida, Sepiidae.